GCUAAUAACCCUGCUUUGGUCAUGACACAAUAGGUACAUAUGUUGAAACAUUGAAUUGUACCCCAUAAAUUCGUAUUAGGAUUGUAUGUCAUCUUAAAGAAAUCAAGAGUUUUAAGAAGGAUAAUUGACAUGGAUAAGAACAUGGCAUGCAGAACAUAAAGUCUGGGCGUGUUGCUCAGUCGGGGAACACUUUCCUAGCAUACAGAAGGCUCUAGGUCUGGCAAUCUCCCCCCACCUUCCAGGCGUCAGCACUGCCAUAUGCAUUUUGUAUUCCUUUAAGUGUCCUAGUAGCCUAAGUAGCAAGGAAGACUGGAAUGAAGGGAAUUCAAAUUUUAUAUUUUAUACGAGGGACAAGGCCUUCAGGAAACGGUUAUCCUAGUUUUAACAUGAUACAAAAACCUAUAAAUAUUUAGAGAAAUAAAAAAAAUUACUUGAGUGAAACAGAACCAAUGCUUUAAAUAUGAUGUUAGCGAAGAAAUAAAGUGCCAUUUCCACAUAUAUUUGGUUUGAAUAUAACUUAAAAUCUGAAUAUUCAGCAAAUAAGAAUUUUGUGGAGUUGUUUACGGAAAAGGCUUUCGGAAGUCGUGGGGGAAAGGAAGGCACUCACAGUUGCAGGCACCAGGUGGCGCUCGUGACUCGAGGGAGAGAGUUGUGUCCUCGCCUGGGCGGCACAGUCCGGCAUCCAUAGGAAAACGACUCCAUCGGGCUGAACGCUGUGCACGAAUCCUUUGAACCUUCUCAAAAAACCCCAGCGCGACUUUAAACCUGGACUGAGGUCUCUGGUGCUGUAAGUGCAAAGACUUUUUAUUUUAGAAGCCAAUUUCCUAUGCCAUGUUAGGCUUUCAGACAAGGGGAUUGGGAUCCCCGCGUCUGCUGCUCCCCUGGCUGCUCCUCCCCGCGCUCUGGGCGGCCGGGCGCGGGCAGCUGCGCUACGCGGUCCCCGAGGAGGCCCAGCACGGCACGUUCGUGGGCCGCCUCGCGCAGGACCUGGGGCUGGAGCUGGCGGAGCUGGUGCCGCGCCUGUUCCGGGUGGCGUCCAAGGAGCGCGGGGAGCUGCUGGAGGUGAACGUGCAGAAUGGCAUUUUGUUUGUGAACGCGCGGGUGGACCGGGAGGAGCUGUGCGGGCGGAGCGCGGAGUGCAGCCUCCACCUGGAGGUGAUCGUGGACAGGCCGCUGCGGGUGUUCCACGUGGAGGUGGAGGUGGAGGACAUCAACGACAACGCGCCCGAGUUCCCCCUCAAAGAGCAGAAGCUGCUGAUUUCGGAAUCUAAGCAGCCCGAGUCCCGCUUUCCACUCGAGGGCGCGUCGGAUGCGGACACGGGGGAGAACGCUGCGCUGGUCUACACACUCAGUCCAAACGAGCAUUUUUCUCUAGAAUCGCCAACAACUAGUAAGCAGACGAAAAGACUGUCCCUUGUAUUAAAAAAGCCUCUGGAUAGAGAGAAAGCCCCGGAAUUCAACUUGCUCCUGACGGCUACCGACGGAGGGAAACCUGCACUCACAGGCACAGCGCAGCUGGUGGUUCGAGUCCUGGAUGUCAACGACAAUGACCCGGAAUUUGAUCAAUUAGAAUAUAGGGUGAAGUUGACGGAAAACACCCCCGAGGGAACUCUUGUGAUAAAGCUGAACGCCACGGAUCGAGAUGAAGGAAUCAACCGCGAGGUCACCUACGCCUUGUUAUCGGUCAAGCCCAGCGGAAGACGCUUAUUUACACUGGAUGAAAAGAGUGGAGAAAUAAGGGUGAAUGGAACGUUGGAUUACGAAGAAAAUAACUUUCACGAAAUUGAAGUGCAGGCCACGGAUAAGGGGACGCCCCCCAUGGCCGGCCACUGUACAGUGUGGAUCGAAAUCUUGGACACCAAUGACAAUUCCCCCCACAUCGAAGUGAAUUCUCUCUCAUUCUCCGUCCCCGAGGACGCUGAGCCCGGCACCGUGAUCGCCCUGGUGAGCGUGUCCGACCGCGACGCCGGCGCCAACGGGCAGGUGAGCUGCUCGCUGCCGCCACACCUGCCCUUCAAGCUGGCGUCCACCUUCAGGAACUACUACUCCCUGGUGCUGGACAGCGCCCUGGACCGCGAGGCCACCGCGGGCUACCAGGUGGUGGUGACGGCGCGGGACGGGGGCUCGCCCCCGCGGUGGGCCACGGCCAGCGUGUGGGUGGAGGUGGCCGACGUGAACGACAACGCGCCCGUGUUCGCGCAGGCCGAGUACACGGUGUCGGUGCGCGAGAACAACGCGCCCGGCGCGCACAUCUGCACGGUGAGCGCGCGGGACGCGGACGCGCAGGAGAACGCGCGCGUGUCCUACGCGCUGGUGGAGCGGCGCGUGGGCGAGCGCGCGCUGUCGAGCCUCGUGUCGGUGCACGCGCAGAGCGGCCGCGUGCACGCGCUGCAGCCGCUGGACCACGAGGAGCUGGCGCUGCUGCAGUUCCAGGUGAGCGCGCGCGACGCCGGCGCGCCUGCGCGGGGCAGCAACGCCAGCCUGCAGCUGUUCGUGCUGGACGAGAACGACAACGCGCCGGCGCUGCUGGGGCCGGCCGGGGGCGGGGCGCGGAGCCACGCGCUGGCGCGCUCGGCGGGCGCGGGCCACGUGCUGACCAAGGUGCGCGCGCUGGACGCGGACUCGGGCUACAACGCGUGGCUGGCGUACGAGCUGCAGCCGGCGGCGGCCGGGGCGCGCAGCCCGUUCCGCGUGGGGCUGUACACGGGCGAGAUCAGCACCACGCGCGCCCUGGACGAGGCGGACGCGCCGAGGCAGCGCCUGGUGGUGCUGGUGCGGGACCACGGCGAGCCCGCGCUCACGGCCACGGCCACGCUGCUGGUGUCGCUGGUGGACGGCGCUCCGUCGCCGAAGCUGUCUGCGCGCGCGUCGGCGGGCCGCGUGGGCGCGGAGGCGUCGCCGCUGGACGUGAACGCGUCGCUGAUGGUGGCCAUCUGCGCGGUGUCCGGCCUGCUGGUGCUGACGCUGCUGCUGUGGGGGGCGCUGCGGUGCUGCGGGGCGGCGCGGAGCGAGGGCGCGUGCGCGCCGGGGAAGCCGGUGCUGGUGUGCUCCAGCGCGGUGGGGAGCUGGUCCUCGUGCCGGCAGAGGAGGCCCGGGCUGUGCUCCGCCGACGGCCCGCCCAAGGCCGACCUCAUGGCCUUCAGCCCGGGUCUGACUCCCAAUUUGGAUAGGGAAGAUGAAAGGGAGAGACAAGAUUCAGGAUCUAACCACGCUGGACAGGUGAGUUUUCCAAUAUAA
Molecule: messenger RNA, 3237 nt
Organism: Perognathus longimembris pacificus (Pacific pocket mouse)
Lineage: Eukaryota; Metazoa; Chordata; Mammalia; Rodentia; Heteromyidae
Product: protocadherin alpha-11-like
Exons: 1
Coding region: 832-3237 (801 amino acids)
Biological process (GO): homophilic cell-cell adhesion
Cellular component (GO): plasma membrane
Molecular function (GO): calcium ion binding
Source: RefSeq, a predicted model, not a curated record